Anopheles maculipalpis is the source of this 993-nucleotide messenger RNA. Its product is annotated as carboxypeptidase B-like. Gene Ontology annotation, biological process: proteolysis. The transcript has 3 exons. The record is from RefSeq and is a predicted model, not a curated record. Gene Ontology annotation, molecular function: metallocarboxypeptidase activity; zinc ion binding. Lineage: Eukaryota; Metazoa; Arthropoda; Insecta; Diptera; Culicidae. Bases 31 to 993 code for a protein of 320 amino acids.
UCGGCAACUCUGGUACAACUCUUAUCCAAGAUGCGCAGUCUUCUCGUACUUCCCCUGUUGGUGGCCCUUGUGGCUGGAGCAACGCUUGAUUUUAAUCACUACUGGAAUGCUCAGGAGAUCAACGAAUACAUCGAUGAGCUGGUUCGAGAUUUCCCAACGCUAGCGACCGCUGUUAACGUUGGUACCAGUACCGAAGGACGCCCGAUUCGUGCGAUCCGCGUCAGCAAGAACAAUGUCGCUAACCGUCCGCUGGUCAUCGUCGAAGCAGGACUGCGCGCACGCGAAUGGAUCUCUCCAAUGUCCGCCAACUACAUUCUGCACGAGAUCGUCGAGCAUUACUACGAGUUUGAGAACAUUCUGGAUAACGUGAACUUCCUGGUGGUGCCACUAGUUAACCCGGACGGUUAUGAGUUUUCGCGCACCUCCAACCGCCUGUGGCUGAAGUCACGCAGUGUUAACGGAAAUGGAUGCUUCGGUAUUGAUCUAAACCGCAACUUUGGUCACCUGUGGAACACCGUUGGUGGAAGCACUGAUCCCUGCUCGGACAGCUUUGUUGGAACUGCUGCCUUCUCUGCUCCGGAAACGGCUGCGUUACGUGAUCUUAUCCAAAGCAACAGUGCCAACCUGGUCCUGUACGUCAGCAUCCAAUCGGCCGAUCAGAUGGUGCUGUAUCCGUUCUCGCACAGUGCCACAACCAAUCCGAGCAAUGUGGCCGAGUUGCGCAAUCUCGCCAACAGUGUUGCACUCACGUUGAUGAGUCGGAAUGGACGAAUCUUUACGAGUGGUGGUGCUGGACUGCUCCAGCCGGCUGCUUCGGGUAGCAGUAUCGACUUCGUGGCGGGUACUGUUCAACCAGAUCUAGUGUAUACGCUAGAAACUGGUGCCGGUGGUAACUAUGGAUAUGAUGUGCCGGAAUCUCAGAUGGCUGAGAUUCUUAGCGAGACGACGUACGGAUUCCUCACGAUGGCGGAAUACGUAGCGAACAAUAAAUAA